AUGUCGCGGAGCUCGCAGGGCAGGCGGCCCGGCAGGUCCCCACCGCCCCGCGGGGCCAGCCCCGGGUCCGCCGCCGCCCCACUGCCGCCGCCACCGCUGCCCCUGCAGCCCCCCCUCGGCCCCGGCCGGGCCAGCCCGAGCCCCGGCGGGCUGGCAGAGCUCAAGCCGGUUCGGCGGUUCAUUCCGGACUCCUGGAAGAACUUCUUCAAAGGGAGACGCCACCCCGGUUCCAGCUGGGACAGCACGACCUCCGACAUCAGGUAUAUCUCAGACGGAGUCGAGUGCUCGCCGCCUGCCUCUCCCGCCCCGCUGCAGCCGGGGACCAGGACGGUGCCUGGCUCCUACACGGACCCAUUCGGGGGGUCGGGCGGGAGCUACAACUCUCGGAAGGAGGCCGAGGCCAUGCUGCCCUCCGGAGACCCCUCGGGCUCGCUGGAGCGUCGCGCCGGCACUGGGCAGACGUACAGCGAGCGGGUGGAGGAAUACCACCAGCGCUACGCCUACAUGAAAUCCUGGGCAGGGCUGCUCAGGAUCCUCGGCGUGGCCGAGCUGCUGCUUGGCGCCGCCGUCUUCGCCUGUGUCACCGCCUACGUACACAAGGACAACGAGUGGUACAACAUGUUCGGGUACUCGCAGCCCUACGGAUACGGGGCGGGCAGCGCCUACGGGGGGUACUCCUACAGCGGGCCCAAAACGCCUUUCAUCCUGGUGGUGGCGGGAAUGGCGUGGAUCUUCACCAUAGUGCUGCUCGUGCUGGGCAUGUCCAUGUACUACCGAACUAUCCUCCUCGAUUCCAACUGGUGGCCUCUGACCGAGUUUGGGAUCAAUGUGGCCUUGUUCAUCCUGUACAUGUCUGCUGCCAUAGUGUACGUAAACGAUACCAACCGAGGUGGGCUGUGCUACUACCAGUUGUUUAAGACGCCGAUAAAUGCGGCUUUUUGCCGUGUGGAGGGUGGUCAGACUGCUGCAAUAAUCUUCUUGUUUGUCACGGUGAUCCUCUAUCUAAUUAGUGCGAUGGUGUGCCUAAAGUUGUGGAGGCACGAAGGGGCGAGGAGGCACAGGGAAUUAAUGGAACAGGAGAUGAAAACACAAUCCUCUUUUCCAGAAAAGAAGUAUGAAGGUGAUGACAGACCAAGGGAAGAAGUCAGUUACAGGCAGCUCAAAUCACUGGAAAGAAAACCAGAGCUACUUAAUGGUCAUAUACCUGCGGGUCACAUUCCUAAACCUAUAGUGAUGCCAGACUACUUAGCGAAAUACCCUGUAAUUCAAACAAAUGAAAUGAGAGACCGGUACAAAGCAGUGUUCAAUGAUCAGUUUGCUGAGUAUAAAGAACUGUCUAUGGAAGUUCACGCUGUAUUAAAAAAGUUUGAUGAGCUGGAUGCAUUGCUAAAACAGCUUCCACACCAUCCUGAAAGCAUAUAUGAACAGGAAAGGAUAUCAAAAGUUCUGCAGGAAUACAAGAAGAAGAAAAACGAUCCUGCAUUUCUGGAGAAAAAGGAGCGUUGUGAAUAUCUGAAGAAUAAGCUUUCUCACAUAAAACAACGAAUUCAGGACUAUGAUAAAGUUAUGAAUUGGAAUGUAGAAACUUAGUAAUGUCUUCAUGGAUACUAUUUUCUGGUUUUAAAAUUGAUAUGCGUAUUUUAACCUAUUUAUUUAGUCUUUGAACAGUACACUUAUGGGGAUUUCUUAAUCACUCUCAUAUUUGAUGUUGUAUAUUACUGACAGGUUUUGUAUGCAGAUCCGGUUGUAAUUGAAGUUAAGAGAUAAGUUAGGAAACUGCUGCUAACAUUCUGCUUUCAUUAAUGCAAAUCCAUGACCUCUUAAAUAUUAAUACUUUAUUUGAAAAUGCUUCAUUUGCAAACUUGCAAAGCCUACCAGAGAAAGCAGUUUCCACAUACGUUGUGGACACUUUGC
This is a messenger RNA of Lonchura striata (white-rumped munia), 1914 nucleotides long. It is a transcript of the gene MARVELD2, whose product is annotated as MARVEL domain containing 2. Lineage: Eukaryota; Metazoa; Chordata; Aves; Passeriformes; Estrildidae. Gene Ontology annotation, cellular component: apical plasma membrane; cytoplasmic vesicle; bicellular tight junction. The record is from RefSeq and is a predicted model, not a curated record. Gene Ontology annotation, biological process: bicellular tight junction assembly.